Molecule: messenger RNA, 540 nt
Organism: Auxenochlorella protothecoides
Lineage: Eukaryota; Viridiplantae; Chlorophyta; Trebouxiophyceae; Chlorellales; Chlorellaceae
Product: Villin-1
Exons: 6
Coding region: 1-540 (179 amino acids)
Biological process (GO): actin filament severing; actin polymerization or depolymerization; barbed-end actin filament capping
Cellular component (GO): actin cytoskeleton; cytoplasm
Molecular function (GO): phosphatidylinositol-4,5-bisphosphate binding; actin filament binding
Source: RefSeq, a predicted model, not a curated record
AUGACGGCGCACAUUGAGCUGUGGAAGGUGGCUUCAGAUGGCACCAUUGCGGCCGUGCCGCAACCGACAAAUGCUCUGGACUCUGGUGCGGCCUACGUCCUGCUGGGGAACCAAGAUCCUCGUCGGGUGUUCGCCUGGAUCGGCUCCUCGGCCACUCAGGCUGCCAAGGAGGGGGCGCAAAGGCACGCUGCUGAGCUGGUGGAAGCCAUGCCCAGCAUUGCGGCCAGCCUCUUGCACAUGGAGGGCGGCGAGAGCGAAGCCUUCAGAGCGCUGGGUCCGGCUGCAGAUAGCGCCAAGGCAUGGGACAGCAGCAUCGCUGUGGCAGCUCGCAUUGCGGUGACCCUGGCCCCCGGCGAGCAAGUGUUCCCUGUGGAGGAACUCAAGGGGCUGCGCGCCGAGAGCGGGAUCAACAUGACCCGCAAGGAGGACUACUUGUCACCCGCCGACUUUGAGAAGGUGUUUGGCAAGACGCGGGAGGAGUUCAAGGCCCAGCCUGCCUGGCGGCAGACCCUGGCCAAGAAGCAGGUCGGCCUGUGGUAG